Molecule: messenger RNA, 1827 nt
Organism: Cylicocyclus nassatus
Lineage: Eukaryota; Metazoa; Nematoda; Chromadorea; Rhabditida; Strongylidae
Source: the annotation of a GenBank genome assembly
GUCGACUCAUGCGCAGUACAUAGUGCUCACAUUGAUGCUGUUACUGCCAUCGUCCGUUCUAUCAUUCUUUUUUCUCUACACCCUAUUAUGUGAAGCUAUUACGGGAGCACAUGGUCGAAGACGUUUCUUAGGAUUCCCCAGAAGAGGCCUCUUCGGAGGAGGCCAACAACGAUUUGGUAGCCAACGAGGAGGUUUUGGAAGAGGCAGCAUGUACGGAGGGCGCUCCUUGGGAAGGCCUUUUGGCUUCCCUGGAAGGGUCUUUUCGAGGACUUACGCCGGACGCUUUGGUGGUGGCUAUCCUGCAGCAACUCGAAAUCCUUACCGGCCCAGCUAUGCAAAUUACAAAGCAGGCUUCAACCGCUUUAACCCCUAUUCUAGAACACGCUACGGUGGAGUGCGCUCCCCAGCAGGCUUCGCAGGUCGUCGUCCUGCGGGUGGGUACGGUAGCCGUCCUGGGGUUGGGUAUGGAGGUGCUCGGUCUACGGUCGGCUACGGUGGAAGUCGUUACCCUGUAGCAGGAUUUGGAGGAAAUCGUUAUGCUGGAAGAGGCUUCGGCGCAGCACAUCGACCUGCAGUAAAUUACGGUGGAGGCCGUAAUCCUGUCGGCUUCGGUAUGGGUCGAGCCAAUCAUCCAGCAGCAGGCUCUGGAGGAAAUCGCUACUCUAGAUUAGGCUUCGCGGGAAACCAUCAGCUAGGAAUGGGUAUGUAUGGUCGAGGAAACCACCCUGGUAUGGCCUCCGGUAAUGGUCGUUUUCCGAAUGGACGCAGCGGUUCUAAUCAAAGAAACCCUAUGGGUUGGAACAAUCGCGGAAGAUAUGGAAUGAACCGUUCCGGACGGUUCUCUGCCCAAGGGAUGGACCGAUUCGGCCGCUACCCUGGUGGAGCUAGAGGAGAAGGAGGUAGACUGGGAAAUGCCAAUCAGCGUUACCCGGGAAGGAGAGGAGGAACAGGAAGUGAAUGGGGAAGAGGCCGUCAUGGUUCGAGAGGAGGAGGAGGAGAAGGAAGUGGAGGAGAAGGAAGAGGAGGAACCGGAAGUGAAUGGGGAAGAGGCCGUCAGGGUUGGCGAGGAAGAGGAGGAGAAGGAAGAGGAGGAGACGGAAGAAGAGGGAGAGGAAGAGGAAGAGGAGGCGGCCGAGGAAGAGGAGAAGGAAGAGGAGAAACAGAAGGUGAAGAGAACAAAGAUGGUCGAAAAGGCCGUCGGCGUCAAGGGCAUAGAGGGAGAGGGGAAGGAGAAGGAGAAGGAGAAGGUGGAGAAGGAGGACAAGGAAGCGGAGGAAAUGGAGAAGAAGGACAACAAACAGAAGGAGGUGGUGGCGGCUCCAGCGAUUACGGUGAUUACGAUAACAGUGCCAUGAUCGUGUCAAGCAUAAUGGAGGGAGUGUCUUCGGGAAUAUCUGCUGCUGGAGAAGCUAUUGCAUCUCUCGCACAGGCCUCGCAGGGUCAGGGCGAUAUGGGGGCAAUGCAGCAAGGGGGCGAUAUGGGGGCAAUGCAGCAAGGUCAGAUGCAGGACUCACAAAAUAUGCAAGACACACAAGGAAUGCAGAACAUGCAAGGCCAACAGGAUCAGGGCCAACAGUCAGACUCUUGCGCCGCUACGUUCGCGUACACAGCUUCCAAUGGCUCUCCAGUUUAUAAGUGCGAGUGUUCUAGUGGAACCACGUAUCAGUACAAUGGUUGUGUUGAUAAGGGGGGCUAACUUUGAAAAGAACAUUCCAACCUCACGUCAUUAUGAUGACCGUAUACCACUACUAUAGUAGUUACAGCCUCCAAUUGUUUUUAUUCAAACAAAGAGUGAAUAUAAUUUGUUGUACAGACUACAAAAGCAAG